This is a messenger RNA of Rhodofomes roseus, 1230 nucleotides long. Its product is annotated as cobW-domain-containing protein. The record is from RefSeq and is a predicted model, not a curated record. Gene Ontology annotation, cellular component: cytoplasm. The transcript has 6 exons. The coding region runs from base 107 to 1183 and encodes 358 amino acids. NCBI's taxonomy places the organism in Eukaryota, Fungi, Basidiomycota, Agaricomycetes, Polyporales, Fomitopsidaceae.
UACGGAUCAAGAUUGCCAGAUCGAAGGACGCGGGUCCGCGCCGGCGGCACUUCCUUGAAUCUAGCACUCAGCUAACGGUCACCACCUGGUCUCCACAACGGAAGCCAUGUCCUCGUCAGUCGAGAAGACGUCUCACAUCCCCAUCACAGUCUUCACGGGAUUCUUAGGAGCGGGAAAAACGUCCAUCAUCCUCUCGCUGCUCCCGAAGUUGCCGAAGGACUACCGUGUCGUCUUGCUGAAGAAUGAGUUCGGCGAUGUUGAAGUCGAUAGUCAGCUUGCGAAACAAUCUAGCUUGGCGGCUGUCAGCGAGAUCCUCAACGGAUGUAUGUGCUGUGUUCUUGUGGGACAGAUGAAGACCGCACUGCUGGAGAUAAGAGAGAAGUAUCGGCCAGACAGGAUCAUCAUCGAAUGCUCAGGAUCCGCAUUCCCAGCCACCCUGGCCUUUCAGAUCCGCGAGCUCGAACGAGAGACAGAGCGCGACCUCCGUCUAGACGCGAUCGUCACCGUCAUCGACGCCGAAAACUUCACGGGAUACGAAGACACCUCGCCCACAGCCAAGAUGCAGGCAAGUUAUACAGACGUGAUCCUCAUCAACAAGUGGGAGCACAUAUCCGACCGUGCACUCGACAUUCUCAUUGACCAUCUGAACACAUUGAACGAUACGACGCCGAAAGUGCGCUGCGAGGGACGCGCGGGUGUCGACCCAGAUCUCAUUUUCGGGCUCGACUCCAAGCUCUUCCUAGCUGAGGCCGAACAUCCGAGCGAGAACCAUCACGAUGAGGUAGAGACGGCCACCAUCUACAGAGGCGCGAAGCCCCCACAUCCAGCGGGCCACCCACACACGCACGGAGACUCAUGCACCUGCUCAGCAGCAGCACCCCUCGCCGGCGCCAGCGACACGCCACCGGUAGACGAGGCGUCCGACGUGAUCAGCGAAGAGACGCUAACCGCUGCGCUUGACGGCCUCUCGAAGGAGACCAUCUGGCGCGUCAAGGGCUUCGUACGGACAGCAAAGGGAGUACACAUACUGAACUGGGCAUUUGGACGGUCCGACUUGAGUGCGUGCUCGGCCGAUGGGCUGAGAGAUGGGGGCUCUGUGCUCCUUACCGUCAUGGGCGAGAGAGGGGAGGUGAAGCGGGUUGCACGCCGAUUUGCAGAGAAGAUCGGCGCGAGUGUAGCUUGAAUAUGUAGACGUGCAAGUGCUGCGUUAUUCUCAAUGAAGUCGCAAUG